Messenger RNA from Caenorhabditis angaria, 1401 nucleotides. The record is from the annotation of a GenBank genome assembly. Lineage: Eukaryota; Metazoa; Nematoda; Chromadorea; Rhabditida; Rhabditidae.
AUGUCAAUCCAAAGUCCUCAAUCAAGAAUGGAUGACCAACGAAUCAAUAUGAUUUUCCGAAACAGAAGACUAACAUUGCAUUUUCAUCCAGAACGGCAUCAUGCAAUAUUCAACGAUGAAUUGAUCAACUUUUGGGCCAACUACAUGUCAACAAUUACGAAUCCUUCACUUAGACAGUGAGUAGAUUUUUGAAAUUGUUUUGGGGUGACAGAUAGGUAUAAUCUUAGAUUUCUAAUCGCAUAAUUGUGGCACCUGCUUUUCGAAAAAGGUGUUCUUAUUAAUUAAAUAUAUCCGACUGGGAUUAAAUGGAAAUGGAAAUGGAAAUGGAAAAGAAAAAUAAAAUUAUAUAUAAUUUCAGAUUUAUCCACCAUUGCAGAUGUGAAACAAGAGCAACUCCAGAAAAUAUACAAAGGGUAAGAAAUUCGAAACAAAUGCAAAAUGUGCAAAUUUUCGCAAACAUUUUUAAUUUCAAAUUUAUUAGUCUGGCUUGUUUUAGAAAUAAAAAUCGUGUCAGAAUUUAUCUAAUUUCAAAUUUGAACAAUACCGAAGUUCAGAGAACUAAAAAACCAAUACUUUCCAACAAAAAAUUUAAGUUUUCACUAAAAUAUGUCAAUAACAACAAAAUUUCUCGCUUUAAUUUUUUUUUGCAUUUUUAAAGGGUCGACUCCACAUGAAUCUUUUCGACAAUGGUUCCCAUCGAUUCAUUGACAGGCAUCCGAUCAUGCUUAUCCCAUUCCGAACCACCGAGAAUUGGUCGCUUGGUGUUAUUGUAAAUCCACAAAACGUCUGCAUUAGAAACGAGAAAUGCAAACUAAUUCUGUUCACAACAAAUCGUGAAGAGAGUGUUGGUUAUCUGGAUGUCAUCAGAACCUUUUUGCUCAAAGCUCACAGAAUAAGAAAUCGAAUGACAUAUCCAGAAAACAUGUGAGUGACAAUAAUCUAUUCUAAUUAUCCAUAAGAUUCCCAUUUUCAGCGUCGAAUUUGUUAUGCAAAAACCCAAAGUGCAAGUGUUCGAUUCAGCAUUCUAUGUGAUGGCAAUGAUUGAAUUGAUCUACAAACAACCACGUAAAUUUGAGGUAAUUCUUCAUUACAUCGUUGAAUCUGAAAAUAUGUUGAAUUCGAUAAGUUAACAUGCCUGUACUUAUCUUGUUCAAUGAUUUUUUUCAGAGAAAGACGUUAGUUCUCAAACAUUAUACUCGAUAUGCUGAAUUACACUCCGUCAUUCAGCAACUCACAAAGUCGAGCAUGAGAUAUGUAUUUCGCAGUGCUCUUCUACAAUUUGAGAGAACUGUGAGUUUCCAUUUCAUAGAUACGAAAAAUUGCAUUUUCUUCUAGAUAAACACAACUGGGGCAAUUCCAAACCGCCCUGUGACUCUUCUCUUGGAUAUAAUCAAUGAUUGA